UGCACGCCCCGCACUGGGGAUGGAGCCCGGGUUGCGGGAAUCUCAUGCCCUGACCGGGAAUCUCACCGUGACCUCCUGGUUCAUGGGUCGAUGCUCAGCCACGGAGCCACGCCGGCCGGGAAAUAACCCGACUCUGACACUUUGGGGUUCAUCCCACCUCGGUGUCUGUCCCGUGGCCUUUGCCCCCAGGGCUGAUGGGCCCCCACUCACCAGCUUGGUGACCUUCGACCUUGCGCCAGCCCAGGCCCUCCCUCUCUACCCGCCCCCCACCCACGGCCGGUGCCACCCUUCCCGAGCUGGCUGCCUGGUCAGGGCAGCCCGGAGCUUGGUGUCCGUCGGGUGAAGGGGCCUUUGAACUGUGGCUCGCCAGGGCCACCUCGAGUGUACGGGUAAACGUGUUUUCUGGAGCCCUGUCUGCAGUGUGGCUGUGUGUCUGGGGGUAAGAAGUGGGGCUCCUCGCCUGCCACCAUCCCAUAGCCCAAGUCCCCGGCCCUCCCCAAACCCACAGCCGGCUGGGCCUCUGGCCAUUUCCUCUGCCCAGAGUCUGGCCGGGGCUGCACUGGGCUCCGCCCGGCGUCCAGUGGGCAGAGGGCGGAGCGUCUGGCCGGGAAGGAAAUUCCUCUGCCCCCACCACGCCCCUGGGCCAGGGGCCAGUUCCAGGGUCCUCGCCAGUUUAAUUCCCUAGUCACUGGGAUUGGUUACGCUGCAAGAGAGGAGUCUGGGGGUGGGGGGGCCAGCAGGGGGCCUGAGGCUUGUCUUCUCUGAGCUUCACUGCCCUCACCUGGGCGGUGGGAACAGCCUGCCGCCAGCCACCAGCUAGCAGGGCGGCAGCCCUGAGAGAGGGGCUCCAGGGGUGCAGAGCAGGUGCAGCCGUCAGCCGAGCAGGGUGGGGUCCCCGGUCUCAGAGCUGAGCCUGAGCCCCAGAGUCUGGGCCCCGAACCGAACUGAGGGGCGGGAAAGAGCCACAGGGCUUCACACCCCUCCUGCUCUCCCUCCCUCCCAUCCUCCUCCAUCCGGAGCCCAGGAGCCCGGCUCAUGGAGGACCAGCUGGGUUAGAGCCCGGGGCCCCUUCAGGGGAAAGUGACCCAGCAGUUGCCCGGAGGGCCCUACGCUUGCUGAGCUGCUGAUGCGUCUUGAACUUCUGAGUCGUGUGUGUCUUUAACAAGGAGGGGCAUGUUUUCAUUCUGUGCGGAGGGGGGGGACCCCACAAUCCUGCAGCUGGCCGUGCGAGGGAGUGUGGGCGACCUUCUCCAGAGAAGCCGGAGACCUGGCCCCCGGCCCCCAGCGUGCCUCUGGCACCUGCCUCCCCAGCCCAGUGCCAGGCAGGCCCCGGAGGCCCUGCAGCGUGGGCGGCGGGCGGCGGGCGGAGGGCCCUGGGCUGGGCAGAGGGAGCUCUGCGGGCGGAGGGGAAGGCUGGCAGCUGGACCACAGCUGCCGGCCUGGCGGCGGUGGGGUCUGAGCAGGUGUCGGCAAAGUGGGGGUGGCCUGGCAGGCGGGGCUGGUGGAGGGACCGGGCGCAGAGGGAGGCCUCUGGAGUCAGAUCUACCUCGUUCUGGCUCCGCCUCCGCGUGGGAUCCUGGGAUUAGUGCCUCUCUGGGCCUGUUUCCUCGUCUGCACGAAAGCGUCCUUCCCUCACAGGAUGGAUUUGGAGAGGAGGCUGUUGCCGGGCUGACGCUUGAUAUGUGGGUCGGUCACCCUUGCUCUCCCAUCGUCCUUGGCGGUGACAGAGGGGUGUGGAGCCCCCCCACUCCCAUCAGUCCCCCUGCUCACAGCCUCGGCCUUGGGCUCCAGGGCCCAGGCCCGCUGGUCCCGAUGGGCUCAGACUGUCCCUUCUCCCGGGCGGUUGCCUCCUCCCUCGCCCUUCCCUGGAGCACCCUGGCUGUCCCCUCGGGGGCAGGGACAGGUGCUGGGCUGGUCCAAGGAGCAUGUAUUUCUGGCCUUUGUGACCUGCCAGGAGCCACCCCAGCUACUUCCUCCCGGGGGCUCCUGAUGGCCGCCAGCCUGCAGGGGCCUCACCGGGGACACCCCCCCUCUCUCUGCCACAGCUCCUGCAGCUUCCGGGGGUGUGAGCCCACGUCCCUGCCCCCUGGGCCGCGUGCACGCUGGCUCCUGCCCCUCAGCAGACGCCGGAGAGAGAUGAGUAGCAACAAAUGUCUCUCCAGCGCCCUCUACUGACAGAGCUUAAUGAGCAGUUAGCUGGCA
This is a messenger RNA of Pipistrellus kuhlii (Kuhl's pipistrelle), 2202 nucleotides long. It is a transcript of the gene ST6GALNAC6, whose product is annotated as ST6 N-acetylgalactosaminide alpha-2,6-sialyltransferase 6. Bases 1174 to 2175 code for a protein of 333 amino acids. Gene Ontology annotation, biological process: ganglioside biosynthetic process; oligosaccharide metabolic process. Lineage: Eukaryota; Metazoa; Chordata; Mammalia; Chiroptera; Vespertilionidae. The transcript has 3 exons. Gene Ontology annotation, molecular function: alpha-N-acetylgalactosaminide alpha-2,6-sialyltransferase activity. The record is from RefSeq and is a predicted model, not a curated record.